Messenger RNA from Papaver somniferum (opium poppy), 997 nucleotides. RefSeq names its product E2F-associated phosphoprotein-like. The coding region runs from base 40 to 624 and encodes 194 amino acids. Gene Ontology annotation, cellular component: nucleus. The record is from RefSeq and is a predicted model, not a curated record. NCBI's taxonomy places the organism in Eukaryota, Viridiplantae, Streptophyta, Magnoliopsida, Ranunculales, Papaveraceae. The transcript has 3 exons. Gene Ontology annotation, biological process: positive regulation of cell population proliferation.
CAAACCUAGCCCCUGAAAUAGAGCGGUGAAGGCAAGAGAAUGGAGACUCAAACUGCUUCACACAAGAUGGAAGUAGCGAGGGAAAAAGAAGAAGAAGAGAUGGCAGCUCCUACUGCUUCAGAGAAUAUGGAAGUAGAGAUGGAAAAGGAAGUAGAAGAAGAGGAUAUGGCGUCUCCAACUGCUUCACAGAAGACAGUUUCUGAUGAUGAUGAAAUAGACUAUUCUGUCAAGCCAGAGUUCUAUGAUCCAAAACUUGAUAAUAAAGAUGAGUUAUGGGUUCAGAAGGAAAGAAAAGGUCGUGAUUCUGAUGCUGUUCUUACUUGCCCUGCUUGUUUUACGACUCUUUGCUUAGAAUGUCAAAGGCAUGAAAAGUACCUUACACAAUACAGAGCCAUAUUCAUUGUCAACUGCAAGAUUAAGAUCAAUCAAGUUCUACGGCCAAGUAAUCAAAAACCAAAGACAAGUAAGAAACGUGGAAGAGAACGAGGUGGAAUUGAUGAAGUGGGUGCCUCAACUAAGGAAACAUUUAAGCCUGUGUGUUGCGUAGUUUGCUCGACAGAAGUCGGUGUCAUCGACGAAGAUGAGGUUUAUCAUUUCUUCAAUGUUCUUCCUGGUGAGUCGUAACUUUCUUGAUGAUUUACAUUUCACAGAAAUUUAACUUGUUUAAGCCCAAUCUCAGAAGUUAGUUGUAGUAUGUAUACUAAGUUACUAACACAGUUACACUGCAUUUAUAUGAAAAAAGAAGAAACAGAACAAGAUACCCCAAAACUCAUUUUUCUUAGUGCCGUUUCUUGUUUUAUUGUUCAUCUGGUUGUAUGAAUUUGCGUUGUAUAUCAAAAUAGUCUGUGCUAGAUGUAGUUAUGAUAUGAUAGGUUCUGGCUCUUUAUCAAGUAAAUGUCCUGAAAUAUGAAACCAGAACUCAGGUACACUAUGGUGCCAGUUCUUCUGUCAUAAUCUCGUUUCUUUGCGAAUGAAGGAUUGAAGGGUUUCUUCUGUG